Molecule: messenger RNA, 405 nt
Organism: Pseudonaja textilis
Lineage: Eukaryota; Metazoa; Chordata; Lepidosauria; Squamata; Elapidae
Source: RefSeq, a predicted model, not a curated record
AUGGAGCUAGCAGAGUGUUUUACUGGCCGGAUGCCUUUCCCGGUCCCCAUCGAGGACUGCCCUUACACAUUUUUAUUUCCCUCACUGUCCCGCCCCCCCCUCCCCUGGCAUGCCCUCUCUUGCUCCAAGGUCUCCAAGGACGAAGGCUCGGCGCUGGCCCAGGAAUUCGGCUGCCCCUUCUUCGAGACCUCCGCCGCCUUCCGCUACUACAUCGACGACGUCUUCCACACCCUGGUCCGCGAAAUCCGACGGAAGGAGAAGGAGAUCGUCAUGGCGCUGGAGAAGAAGUCCAAGCCGCGUCCGAGCGUCUGGAAAGUCUUGAAAUCCCCUUUCUGCAAGAAGAAAAACUCCGUCACCUGAAAACAACCCCCCCCCUCCUCUCAUCCCCCACCCCACCCCAAAAGG